GCGGCGGCGAGGGCCCGGGUGGGUGGCCGAACUUCUCCCGCCAUGGAGGGAGCAGCGGCCCGGGAGGCCCGGGGGGCCGAGACCCCGCGCGCGUCUGCGCCCCCGCCCGCGCCCUCGGAGCCCCCGGCCGCGCCCCGCGCCCGCCCGCGCCUCGUCUUCCGCACGCAGCUGGCUCACGGGAGCCCCACGGGCAAGAUCGAGGGCUUCACCAACGUCCGCGAGCUGUACGCCAAGAUCGCCGAAGCCUUCGGGAUCGCGCCCACCGAGAUUUUAUUCUGCACCCUCAACAGCCACAAAGUGGACAUGCAGAAGCUCCUAGGGGGUCAGAUAGGCCUGGAGGACUUCAUCUUUGCCCACGUGCGAGGCGAGACCAAGGAGGUGGAGGUCACUAAGACAGAGGAUGCUCUGGGGCUGACCAUCACGGACAACGGGGCUGGCUACGCCUUCAUCAAGAGAAUCAAGGAAGGCAGUAUCAUCAACCGGAUCGAGGCAGUGUGCGUGGGUGACAGCAUCGAAGCCAUCAACGACCACUCCAUUGUGGGCUGCCGCCACUACGAGGUGGCCAAGAUGCUCCGGGAGCUGCCCAAGUCCCAGCCCUUCACCCUGCGCCUGGUGCAGCCCAAGAGGGCCUUCGAUAUGAUUGGCCAGAGAAGUCGGUCCAGCAAAUGUCCAGUAGAGGCGAAAGUGACCAGCGGGAGGGAGACCCUGCGGCUUCGUUCUGGGGGGGCUGCCACAGUGGAGGAAGUGCCCAGUGAGUUUGAGGAGGAGGCAUCUCGGAAGGUUGAUGACCUGCUGGAAAGCUACAUGGGCAUUCGGGACCCCGAGCUGGGUAAGGGGCCAGGCGUCCACCAUGGUGGAGACGUCCAAGAAGACAGCGAGCGCCCAGGAGUUUGCACGCUGUUUAGACUCCGUCUUGGGCGAGUUCGCCUUCCCCGACGAGUUUGUGGUGGAAGUGUGGGCCGCCAUCGGCGAGGCCAGAGAGGCCUGUGGCUAGUUUGCCCUGGGGGGGCCCAGCACAGCCCCAGCCCGGAGCCCAGCCCCCUGCCCCGGCCCUGCUCCAGAACCCAGCCCAGAUCGGAGGACAAGUUCCUCUCUAGAACCCAAUCCAAUUUGGAGCCCCAGCCCAACUCCAGAACCCAGCCCUUCUCUAGAAUCCAGCCCAGAUCUGAGGCCAAGCUAUGUGCUAGAGCCCAGGCCAGCUCUGAGACCGAGCCCAGCAUUGAGAAUAAGCUCUGUUCUAAAACUCAGGCCAGCCCUGAGACCGAGCCCAGCUCUAGAACUCAGAUGAGCUUUGAGGCCAUGCCCAGCACUGAGACCAAGCCCUGUUCUAGAACUCAGGCCUGCUCUGAGGCCAAGCCCAGCUCUAGAACCCAGAUGAGCUCUGAGACCAUGCCCAGCUCUAGAACUCAGAUGGGCUCUGAGACCAUGCCCAGCUCUAGAACUCAGAUGGGCUCCGAGACCGAGCCCAGCUCUAGAACUCAGAUGGGCUCCGAGACCAAGCCCAGCUCUAGAACUCAGAUGAGCUUUGAGGCCAUGCCCAGCACUGAGACCAAGCCCUGUUCUAGAACUCAGGCCUGCUCUGAGGCCAAGCCCAGCUCUAGAACCCAGAUGAGCUCUGAGACCAAGCCCCGCUCUAGAACUCAGAUGAGCUUUGAGGCCAUGUCCAGCACUGAGACCAAGCCCUGUUCUAGAACUCAGGCCUGCUCUGAGGCCAAGCCCAGCUCUAGAACCCAGAUGAGCUCUGAGACCAUGCCCAGCUCUAGAACUCAGAUGAGCUCUGAGACCAAGCCCAGCUCUAGAACUCAGAUGAGCUUUGAGGCCAUGCCCAGCACUGAGACCAAGCCCUGUUCUAGAACUCAGGCCUGCUCUGAGGCCAAGCCCAGCUCUAGAACUCAGAUGGGCUCUGAGACCAAGCCCAGCUCUAGAACUCAGAUGAGCUUUGAGGCCAUGCCCAGCACUGAGACCAAGCCCUGUUCUAGAACUCAGGCCUGCUCCGAGGCCAAGCCCAGCUCUAGAACCCAGAUGAGCUCUGAGACCAAGCCCAGCUCUAGAACUCAGAUGGGCUCCGAGACCGAGCCCAGCUCUAGAACUCAGAUGGGCUCUGAGACCAUGCCCAGCUCUAGAACUCAGAUGAGCUUUGAGGCCAUGCCCAGCACUGAGACCAAGCCCUGUUCUAGAACUCAGGCCUGCUCUGAGGCCAAGCCCAGCUCUAGAACUCAGAUGGGCUCUGAGACCAUGCCCAGCUCUAGAACUCAGAUGAGCUCUGAGACCAUGCCCAGCUCUAGAACUCAGAUGGGCUCUGAGACCAUGCCCAGCACUGAGACCAAGCCCUGUUCUAGAACUCAGGCCUGCUCUGAGGCCAAGCCCAGCUCUAGAACCCAGAUGAGCUCUGAGACCAAGCCCAGCUCUAGAACUCAGAUGAGCUUUGAGGCCAUGCCCAGCACUGAGACCAAGCCCUGUUCUAGAACUCAGGCCUGCUCCGAGGCCAAGCCCAGCUCUAGAACCCAGAUGAGCUCUGAGACCAAGCCCAGCUCUAGAACUCAGAUGGGCUCCAAGACCGAGCCCAGCUCUAGAACUCAGAUGGGCUCUGAGACCAUGCCCAGCUCUAGAACUCAGAUGGGCUCCGAGACCGAGCCCAGCUCUAGAACUCAGAUGGGCUCCGAGACCAUGCCCAGCUCUAGAACUCAGAUGAGCUCUGAGACCAUGCCCAGCUCUAGAACUCAGAUGGGCUCCGAGACCGAGCCCAGCUCUAGAACUCAGAUGGGCUCCGAGACCGAGCCCAGCUCUAGAACCCAGAUGAGCUCUGAGACCGAGCCCAGCUCUAGAACUCAGAUGGGCUCUGAGACUGAGCCCAGCUCUAGAACCCAGAUGAGCUCUGAGACCAUGCCCAGCUCUAGAACUCAGAUGAGCUCUGAGACAGAGCCCAGUAUUGAGACCAAGCCCUGUUCUAGAGUCCAGGCUAGCUCCGAGACCAAGCCCAGCUCUAGAACCCAGAUAAGCUCUGAAACCAAGCCCAGCAUAGAGACCAAGCCCUGUUCUAGAAUUCAGGCCACCUCUGAAGCCAAGCCCAGCUCUAGAACCCAGAUAAGCUCUGAAACCAAGCCCAGCAUAGAGACCAAGCUGUGUUCUAGAAUUCAGGCCACCUCUGAGGCCAAGCCCAGCUCUAGAACCCAGAUAAGCUCUGAGACCAAGCCCUGCUCUGAAGCCCAGGCCAGCUCUGAGACGAAGCCCAUCUCUAGAAUCCAGCUGGGCCCUGACAACAAGCCAAACUCUGGAACCCAGACACAUUUUAAGACCCAGAGCAGCUUGGAGACCAAGCCCAGUUCCAGAAACCAGGCUAGCUCGGAGACCAAGCCCUGCUGGAAAACUCAAGCUGACUCUGGAACUCUGGACAGCUCCACGAUGCAGCCACACCUGGACACUCGGUCUAGCUCCGGAACCCCAGUUAAUUUUGGAACCCAUGUGAGAUUCAUGAAGCAGCCCAGCUCUGGAACCCCAGUCAGCUCAGGAUUCAGAGACAGCUCCCAAACCAAAUCCUAUUCAAGAACUCAGACCAGCUCAGAAACCCAGGUCCACACGGCUGCCCAGUCCAGAUCCCAACCCCAGUUGCAUCCAAGUGUCCAUCCCCAUCCUGCAGCCCAGUCCAGCUCCAGUGAUGAUUCCAGCUCUGAGACUGAGCCCAGCUCUAGAACCUCGCCUAGUGCUACAACCAGGCCCAACUCCAGGAUUCAGACCAGCUCUGGAACCCCAUCCAUCUUGGAAGCAAGACCCAGCUCCAGCACACAGCUUGGUGCCAAGCCCCACUCUCCUUGCACAAUGCAGCUCAGCUCUAGAAUGCAGUUUACUUCCAGGACCCAGACCAAUUUCAAGGCCUGGCCAAGCUCCAGAGCUCAAUCCAGCCCAAGCACCGCACCCAGCUCUGGAACUCAGCUCAGUUCUGGAGCACAGGCUGGUUCUGAAAUCCCAGCCAGCUCCAAAACACAGACAGCGGCUGAGACCCAGCCAAGUUCCAGAAUCCAGCUAAGCUCUGGAGUCCAAUCUAGUCCUGGGACCCAGGCCAUCGCAGCAAUAGAAUUAAGCUCCACAGCCCUGUCUAGUUCCGACAGCAGGCCCAGCUCCAGGUCCCAGCGCUGCCCAGGAGCUCGACCAGCCUCUGGGACUCAAUUUGCCUCUAAAACCAUGCCAGGUUCUAGCUAUCAGCUCCAGACCACAGCCCCAGACAGCUCUGGUAUUCAACUGGACUUUGGGAAGCAGACGAGUUCUGAAAGUCAGCUUAGCUUUGGAACUCAGCCCAGCUCUGGGGCCCAGAUAAGCUCAAGAAUUCAAGCCAGCUCUGGAAGUCAGCUUAGUUUGGGAACCCAGCUGAUUUCCGGAGCCCAACCCAGCUCCAGAACUCAGACUAGUUCUGGAAACCAGCUCAGCUCUGGGACCCAGACCACUGCAAGAAUUCAGCUCAGCCCUGGAGCUCAUCUUAGCUCCAGAACCCAGUCCAGUCCUGAGACCAGGCUCAGCUCUGAGGCUCAGUCCAGCUCUGGAACCCAGUUCAGUUCUGGGAUUCAGUUCAGCUCUGAAACCCAGACCAGCUCAAGAAUUCAGCCCGACUCUGGAGCCCACCUUAGUUCCAGAACCCAGUCCAGCUCUGAGACCGGGCUCAGCUCUGAAACCCAGAUUGGCUCAAGAAUUCAGCCCAGCCCUGGAGCCCACCUUAGUUCUGGAACCCAGCCUGUUUCUGGAACCCAAUCCAGUUCCAGAACUCACACCAGUUCAAGAAUCUGGCUGAGCCCUAGAAAUGGACUCUGCCCACAGACCCCUGGCCUUGACCCUAGAAUCCAGCUUGAGGCCCCUGCCCCAGCCCAACCUCAGCCCCCAGGCCCAUCCCCCAGAGACCCCACCCCAGCCCCUAGCAAAGACCCCCAGCCUCUGCCUCAGCCCCAUGAUCAGGUAUGUGGCAUCCAGGCCAGCCUUGGCCCCAUCCCAGGCUUACCCCAAGCCUCCUACCUGGCCCCACAGUCACAGGUCUCCUCAACCCCCCAGAAGCCAGCCGUCUCUCCCAAGCCCCAGGUGGGACCCCAGAAGUCCACCCCACCCACCAUAUCUGUCACUCCUAGUCCUGCCCCUAGGGCAGCCCUCCUGAGUUCCCAGCUGUCUGAGUCCCCAGCUUUGGCGCCAGCCCUUUGCCCCACUCAGGGGGAGCCAGGACCCCGCCCUUACCGCGGGGGGCCGUAGCUUGGCUGUGACUUAGCCCUGGUUCAUGUGGUUCUCGUCCUCUCCUGUCCCUUCCAGCCUGGGUCCCCCAGAAGCAGCAAGUGACCUUAUUUCUCCAGCAGGCGGUGGUGGGGAGUGUGCGGUGGUGAAAACAGGGGCUUCACCGGUCCUGGCUCAGAUCCAGGUCCUUGGAGGGAAAAGGAGGGCAGGAGACGGGUUGCACCGGAUGUACCCUGAGGGCUCAUGGUGAAUAAAGGCACCUUCCAU
Molecule: messenger RNA, 5472 nt
Organism: Pan troglodytes (chimpanzee)
Lineage: Eukaryota; Metazoa; Chordata; Mammalia; Primates; Hominidae
Gene: GIPC3
Product: GIPC PDZ domain containing family member 3
Exons: 6
Coding region: 43-5226 (1727 amino acids)
Molecular function (GO): protein binding
Source: RefSeq, a predicted model, not a curated record